Molecule: messenger RNA, 2390 nt
Organism: Biomphalaria glabrata
Lineage: Eukaryota; Metazoa; Mollusca; Gastropoda; Planorbidae
Exons: 6
Coding region: 517-1155 (212 amino acids)
Source: RefSeq, a predicted model, not a curated record
CCUUUGCUCUUCAUCGCACUAACGCCGUCCUGUGAGUUAUCCGACUUUUUGUUGGUCGGCUUGCUUCCCCUGGAUAUAAAGGGACAAGGACCCUGGACUCAAUGAAAAGAAUCGACUAUUUUGUUGUUGUUCUUGUGAUUCUGACAGCUUGGGCUAGGGAGUGACGUGGAGUAGGAGUUCCUGCUUUAUCUUUUAGCCAUAAAAAAAAACUAGAUUAUAUAAGGACUUUUCACAACUAUUGUGCAAGAUAAAUAUUUCUGCUGUUACACAACUUUUGUUUACAUCGUUUUCAGGUAAAAACAACAACAACAACCUACAAAACUCGUGGUAACCCACAGAACUAUACAGAACUAUACAGAACUCAACUCAAAAGUCCACUGAUAGAAACAAAACUAUGAUUUUAAAAUGAUGACGUAACGCGAAAUAAAAAAAGACAAUUUUAUUAAUUCGGACUUCUCUGCAGACGACUGCUGGUAGAUUCGCACUGUCCAGAUUUCUUCGUCGCUAAAGGCUGACAUGGAAAUAAUUAAUUGUCAUCAAUGGAAGAUUGUUUCGUGUUCUAUCUUCCUGGCAAACUAUUUGAAUUUAGUUCUAACUGCCCCCACGACGGAGUCUCCAGUCACAAUUUCUUUCAAUCACAACCCGAACCGCUUUCUCUUGGAUACCGACAGUUUAGAUUUCAACAAAGAUGGCUGCAUCUCUGAAAAGGAAGAGAUAGAUGCCUUCAUUGCGCAUGUCAGUUCUCUGCUUCCGAAAACAACGACCAAUAUGUUGAAAGCACGUAGCACAGUUUUUAGAAGUGAUGUGAACAGAGAUGGGAAGAUUUGUUGGUGUGAUUUUGUCGCAAUUUAUCUACAAGAAAGAAAUUCCCAUUCCAAAAAUAUAGCACCAUUCACAGUGUUGCCAGAUAAUGCGAUGUUUGUUCAGUUAGACACAGAUCACGAUGGGCAGCUAAAAGGAGUAGAAAAAGACAAUUUGGAAAAAGAGUUUUCUUCCUGUUUAGAAAUGGAUCACGCCAAACUAAUUGUACGAUCAAUGGAUGAAAAGGUCAACAAGGACGAUUCCAUUUCAUUAGAAGAAUAUGAAAGAUUCAUGUCUGGAGUCAGUCACACUGAGACCGGGGCAUCUCCAAAACCAGCAACAGGAAAACCGUAGUCAGGGAUCGCUGUCAUCAUCGUGUGGUACUCAAUACAACUGUAUUUCAGCUCAGGCAUAUUUCCACUAGAUCUACAUAUCAUUUAUUUCUAGCUUUUGGCAUCUCUAAAGUGAUAAGAAAAUGUUUUGACAGAACAUAGAUCUAACUGUAUUGACUAAGUCUGUGUACAUAGAUCUAACUGUAUUGACUAAGUCUGUGUACAUAGAUCUAACUGUAUUGACUAAGUCUGUGUACAUAGAUCUAACUGUAUUGACUAAGUCUGUGUACAUAGAUCUAACUGUAUUGACUAAGUCUGUGUACAUAGAUCUAACUGUAUUGACUAAGUCUGUGUACAUAGAUCUAACUGUAUUGACUAAGUCUGUGUACAUAGAUCUAACUGUAUUGACUAAGUCUGUGUACAUAGAUCUAACUGUAUUGACUAAGUCUGUGUACAUAGAUCUAACUGUAUUGACUAAGUCUGUGUAGGUUACCCUCCUCCCCACAAAGCCAAUAUGUGUCCAUUGAGAUGAACUAGUUUUUGGCUUCGUUUGAAAGAUCGAGUUAUGUUUUUAGAUUACAUAUUUAUUACUUAGUUCAGUUUAUCAGCUAUUUAAUCAGAUACCUAGUUCAUUAGUUGUUUACUUAAUAAGUUAAUAUUUUUUUUUAUUUGUUAGUGAAUAAGUUAAUAAUUUUUAAAAAAUUUGUUAGUUAAUAAGUUAACUAGUUAAACUCAUCCGCUACUUGAAACUGAAAACAAAAAGCUCCCCGCCAACCUAACCCCUUCUCAUGGUGCCUAAAAUCCUAAAUCGGGAAUAAACUCUGUGUAUCACGUGACAGGCACAGCUUAGCUCCAUAGAGAAAAACAAUAACACUGUCUCAGUGGAAUUUUUUUUUUACUGUAAAAAGUUAAUCUACUUCCAGCGUCCUUGAAUUCUUUAUUCGGUAACCCUAAAUGUACUUAAACUCUUUUUGUCAUGGACUAUUAGUAAAACUUAUACCAUGUUUAGUACAGAAAGUUCAUUGAUUAUUUUUUUUCUUUUUUGAAUGUCACUUUUCUGCUUAGCCAUCACGCAUGACUGACUGUCCAAAACAAGUAGCCCAUAUAGACAAGUCAUAAUGAACGUGGAAAUACUUCAAAACUAAAAUGAAACCAUGUUCACUUAAAGAGCCAGAGUUAUCAUUCACCAGCGUAGUCGAGUGUAGAUUGAAUGUGUUGGAGAUGAUUACAAUAAAAUGCCAAAGUCUGAACAAGAAA